Messenger RNA from Chara braunii, 6126 nucleotides. Lineage: Eukaryota; Viridiplantae; Streptophyta; Charophyceae; Charales; Characeae. The record is from the annotation of a GenBank genome assembly.
CUAUUUUUCGCUAUCGGCUCUUGCAUCUUGCGGCAAAGCGCUGCAAUCUAUCUCCCCCCCACCCCCCUCCUCCCCUUCCUUUCAAAAUUCCUACCCUCUUUUCCGCCGACUCACAGUAUUAUAUUUGUUGACGUGGCCCAUUGGCCGACUAACUGUCGUUUAAUUUCUUUUUAAUUAUUUUUUUUGUCUGUUGUUUUUGGCUGAGGGGGGGGUUUCUGAGGGCCAUUUCUCACGACUAAGAUGUGUGCCAGACUUUAAAAAAAAACAUAAAUAAAUCUGACCCGUCAAUACGGAGAAGAUCACGGCAAAGACUUGAGAGAGUGCUUUACUCAUCAGCCGGCCAAAGGAAACGUGGCCCUGCUUUGCUCAGAUUUGCUCAGGCAUGGUUUCGCUCGUAUGCAUCACAGUGCGCACUCACACACUAGUAGCUCUAUAUCUUAAAUGUAGCUGACCGCAUUUACGGCCGGAUGUGGAUGCAUCUGACCACAAUCACAUCCAGAAAUAAGUGAAAAAGUCCUAGUAGUGCGAGUAUGCAUCGCAGUGCGGCUGUCUCCGUCGUACCGACAAACACUGGCACAGCAUUGUCAAUUCUGGAAGGCCAUGAUACUUGUUUUUGUUGUUGUUCUUUCUUUCAAGGCAAUGAUACUAGGGGACUGGCAGAGGCACGAACGAGCGAAAGGCUGGUGAGCCUCUGCCCUCUAUAUCUUUUUUUUGCCGUUGAGGACUCUUGCCUGCUUCAUCUUCUCUUGCCCCCCAAUUCUAACUCCUUCCUUUUGCCCCUCAUCGCAAUGAUUGCCUAAUUCCAUCAUGAUCUUCUAAAGGCCCCGCUUGUCAGAUCUGUCAAGUUGGAUUGAUCUGCGUAAUUAGUCAGCUCCAAUGAUUGCCGCCUAUGCAUUGAUUGACGCUCCAGCUGAUUACAACAGCAGCGCAGCGGAUGAGAGGGGUGGGAAUCGGACCAGUUGUGUGACAGAGAGAGAUGGACGUGACAGCGGGUUUGAGGGUGGUACUGCACAGGGGAACGGCAACGGCAUCGCCAUUAUCCCGUGGAGGAGGAUGUCUGGCUGCGAGUGCGACGACACCCAUCACAACCUCCUCCCCCUCCUGUUCAUCUGCCACAGGAAUGAAGAUACAACAGGGCGUUGGUAACAGCUCUCUCCCAACUACUGGUUUCGGCAAUCGGCGUAAAGACCAAGUUGGUUUCUGCCAUGGCCUCGUUCUUCGUCCAUAUCAUUCUUCUCCAUGCAACAGAGGCGGGGAGAAGAUGAAGUCCCUUACCACGACCGCUUCUGCCCUCCCAUCCGGUCCCGAGGUCGCAGCUAUGGCCGUCGCCGCGGCCGUUGCGGUGCCAGUCUGCUGGCUGUACUUCGCACGUACGGGCAAGGGGCACUCAGAACCCACUACCUCUACCCCCUCCGUAGCACCUUCCACACACAUGCUGGCCGCUUCGUCCGCAGUUGCAGGCGGGAAUGCCAAUGCCAACGUCCUAAACAGGAUUACUGACAAAGUAGAUGGGCGGGAAGAACGAGCUAUGGCGGGAAAGAGAACAGAGGUGCUUGCGCUCUCAGCUAACAUGGACUCGUCGUCAUCGUCGUCACAUCAUCAUCACAGUGCGACGGUUGGGUCCCUUUCUACGGAACCGACGGUUUCUGCGGCCUACGUGGCAGUUGCAGAGGGAGGAGACACGUGCUCGUCGCCACUGUGCGCCACGUGGCUGACGCUGGGACAGAACUCGGCGCAGGAUCUUUCCCUUGUGGACGCGGCAGGAGAGGUUCGCACUCACGUGGUCACCCAUACUGUCGACGCGGCAACAGAUCUGCAUGUAGCCGUCCAAGGAACGCUAGCGAGCUUCGUCGGGGACGGGCGACCGGUCCUUCUAGAAGCCUGGAUCAGUGAGCUUGAGGGAGAGGGGACCACCCCAAGCCCAAGUGAUGGGGCUGUAAGCAAUCCAGCAGCGGAUGGUGUGCAUGCGGGGAAGGGCGUUGACUUCGACUUUCCCCAGCAGGAGGAACAGGAGGACGAAGCUGAAGGCAACGGCGAGGAGGAGGAAACGGCCAGUUCUUCACCUUCCUCCCUCUCCCUCUUCUCCUCCCAACUCUCUUCUCCGUCCACGUCCAGGUCCUCCUCUCCCUCUCACUCUGACUUUGCUGACCAAGGCCACGUUGCUGGCCAAGGCCAAGGCCAAGGCCAUGCUAUUGAAGGCUCGAAUUGGCACUCGCCGAAUGGAGGCCUGGCUGAACAUUACGACGGCAUAAUGUCGCCCAACGAUAGGCCCCUUAACCAACCGGUAGCGGUAAACGGCAAGAGAGUUGUCGUUAAUGGCUUUCAAGUUGACGUCAGUCGUGAUGAACAUGGUGUCGGGCGAGUAAUGGCUGAGGAGGAGGAGGAUACGACUUCAUCCGAGUUCAGCAGCGGCACCUCAACCACCGGCCGACCGGUCGCUGAUCACAUAUUAGAUAGUGGGGUUGGAUCAAUCUUAGAGAAUGCGGACGACUCCGGGGAAUUAAGCAGCAGUGCGAGGAGAGGCGAGGAGGAGGGGGCACGGGGCCAGAGAGGGAAUAUGACUCGUAGCGCCAGCGUGUCACUGCCGGAUGCCGGAUCGCGAGCCACAGCGGAGGAGCAGAGGUCCUCUCAUUUGGACGAAGAGGGUAGGUGGGUUAGCGGGUCGAGGGAGGGAGAGUUAAAGGAAGAGCUAGGGGAAGAGGAAGAAAGACAAGCCGGAAGAAGAGGGCACAGGGCGGAGGAAGGGGAAGGGGAAAGGGAGGGGACUAGCACCGCGAGAGAAGAGGGAACUCAAAGCUAUCGUGUUGAUGGCCGCCAGAAGCAGGAGAAGAAUGGGAAGACGACAACUUUGCGAACCGCCAAUGAUUCCGACGAUGGCCACGUGCAAGAGGAGGGAAGGGCUAAGCAGGCAACCCGGACCCCAACCGGAACCCGAAUCCGGACCCGGACAGCAGGUAAUGAGCUGCCGAUGAUGGAGGUGACCAGCAGCAGCAGCAGCAGCAGCAAGGUCAUGGAUGCGGAAAUCGAUGCACCAGUGAUUAACACAAAGGAUGACGAUGAUGCAGGAGUGCCGACCUCCUCCUCCUCCUCCUCCUCUGACGCGUACUCCGGUCCUGCUUUGCCGUCUUCGUCUCAAUCGUCAAUGCCGGAUUCAGCGUCUCUCGCCCGAGGAGUAGUAGUUGCCUCGACUCUGGUUGAGCAUCGAGUGUGGUCGGUCGACGCUCGGCAGUCGGGUCGGGGUAUGGAGGCGACAGUGGGUGUGGUGUAUGAUGAGGAGGAGAAAUUGGAAGACUACAACAGACUCAGGAAGAAAGGCAGGCUGACGGAGGCCGUGGCGGUUCUAGAAGAGAUAAGACGCGAGGCACCGGACAGCGUGGUCUUCACCAACAUCAGCGUGCAGGGUGGCAACCGGAAGGUAUCACACAAGGCAUUCUUACUGGAGUGCAAGAAGAAGAAGGCCGUCUCCGAGGCUCUCCGAUUCGUGAGGCUGCUCAAAAAGCCGCCUUUGCAAGUUUUCAGCCUGGCCUUGUCGGUGUGCGCAGCGGCCGCAGACGUGGACAACGCUCUCAAAGUGUUUGCAGACGCUGUACGGGCCGAGCACCGUCCCGAUUGCAUUCUGUAUACCGCUCUGAUCAGCACGUGUGCCAAGGCAGGCCGACUGGAGCUGGCCUUCAAGAUUUACCACGAGAUGGAGGGGGCAGGUCUGGAUCCCAAUGUGAAGACGUAUGGAGCGUUGAUAGACGGGUGCGCGCGGGCGGGACAGAUGACCAAGGCGUUCGGCGUGUAUGGAAUCAUACAGACCAAGGGUUUGAACCCUGACCGUGUGGUCUUCAACACGUUGAUAAACGCGUGCAGUCGAGCGGGCGCUGUGGACCGCGCCUUCGAAGUGCACGAGGACAUGAAGGUGGCGGGAAUCGAGGCGAAUGCGGUCACCCUGGGGACGUUGAUGGACGCCUGCGCGCGAGUGGGGGAUUUGCAGCGGGCCCUGCAAGUCUACAAAUGGAUGAGGCAGGGGGGGGAGCGCAUGCGCGCCACGUGUCGCGCGUUCACGACCGCGGUGCAUGCAUGCAGCGCGAGCGGGGAUCUUCGCCAGGCGCUGUCCAUUUACAACGACAUGAAGAGGGCCGGGGUCCGUCCCGACCAGGUCUUCUUCAGCGCCCUGAUCGACGUGGCUGGGCACGCCGGCGAGCUCGACGUCGCAUUCGGAUUUCUCGAGGACAUGCAGCGAAUGGGUCUCCAGGCCGACGCCGUCGUCAACAGCGCGCUGAUGGGCGUUUGCGCAAGGGCGGCCCGGGGGGAGGGCGGGGAGGGGGGGGAGGUUGGGCGCGAGCGCGGGCUCGCGCUCUACGCCAAGCUGAAGGCUGAUGGGGUGACCUGUUCCACCUCCACCUUCAACUCUCUCAUCAAGCUUCACGGGACCGCCGGCAACUUGGAUAUGGCGGUCGCCACCCUGGAGGAGAUGAGGGCAAGUGGUGUCCAGCCUAACCAGAUCACGUACGACUUGCUGCUCUCCGCCUGUGCCCGGCAAGGAGAGGCGGAUCGCGCCUUUGCCCUGUACGCCGCAGCACGAUCGGAGGGUAUCCGCCCUUUCCUCUCCGCCUGCGCGGAUCUGAUCAGCCUGACGCUCAUGCAGAUCAGGAAAGGCGCGCCUCCGCCCAAGUCCGGCACGUUUUCGCUGGGGCAGACGUCUUGGGACGCGUCGGAGAAGCCAGCUCAUCAACAGUGGGCGGCACGAUCGCUCGCUGUGUACAGGGAGACCUUGGCGGCCGGCGUCACGCCCACCAAGCCUGUGCUGUCCAUGCUCAUGGGCUGUGUUAAGAUCCCCGACAGUCCCUAUUGUGCGACAUGGGGUCUGAGCGAAGGGAUGCUGGGUGACACCCCGGCUGACCAGCAGAGGUACUACGCUUUGAACGGCUUCCCCACCAUAUCCACGCCUGAAACAUCGACUGCCCACCGCAUCAACAAGCGGAGCAAUCGUCGCAAUCGACCCGCGCAGGGAAGCUCAGGAGGUGAUGGCCUGGGCCUCUAUGAUCGGAAGGCGGUGUCUUUGUACGAAGAAGCUGCGGCGAUGGGACUCGUCCCUCAGUUCUCCUGCUUAACCGGGUCCAUCGUGGUGGACAUGACUGAUAUGCCGGCCCAUCUGGCUGAGGUUUGUGUGCUCGCUCUGCUCAAAUCCUGCAGGAGAAGACGAACAUCCGGGCUAGACUCCGGGGGUGUAAAGACCGUGACCUUGCAGCUGGCCGUAGAGAACAGGAGCAGUGUGGUGGGAGGGAAGAACACGACAGUUCGUAUUGCCGGCCGGAGCGCCCAGGCCGUCACAGCUCUGCUGCGCAAGCUCCAUCUGUCCUUCCAAGGAUCGGCGAGUACCGGGACCAUUCGGCUGAAUGGUGGGACCAUCAUGAGGUGGCUGGACCCAAACAAGGACCAGGUACGGUCAGCAGCCGGGUACCAAGUACCAGGGUUCAGGGCCUACGACCCGGGGAACCCCUACACGCGCCUGGCAAAGAGCAUAACUGACCAGCAGAGGGCAAUCCGACUAGGGGAGAUCCCACCUUACUCGCCCGAGGUAGACUUUCUAGGAGGGGGGAAUGUGAAAACCGGUAGGGGGAGAGGGGGAUGGGAAUCGUUGAAAAGUAGAUCUUACAGAGGUAUGUCGAAGAAAAGAGCACCUCCCCCCAGUCGUCACACUUGGAGCGAUGGAGAGGCAGAGAGACGGAUUUCCGACCUCUGGAAGAACGGUCCAUCAGACGACGAGGACACUGAUCGUUACGACUCCGGUUACUGGAGUCAUUAAUCAUUUUAUUUAUUAACACGUGGGGGCUACUGUAGGGUAAGGGGGCGACAGGUAGGGGGGGUUGGGGUGAGUAAGGGGAUGGAAUCGAAAGGGAGAUGAGGGCUUGCGGUGGGGAGCGGGGUGGACAGGGAAGAGCCGGUUCCCUUGCCGUAGCGGGACCAACAGGAUGAGGCUGAAGAGGGCGGGAUAGGUCCCUCCCUCCCUCUCUCCCUCCCUCCCUCCCUCCCUCAUCUUCUCGUUGUUGUUGCUGUUACUACUGUAAUUAGGGGUUUAGCAGGUCCUCUAUCGCUUGUAUUAGAGAAUUAUGUUUUCCGAGUUUCCAAAACCGACGA